AUGGUGGAUAACAAUGCUCCUGUGAAUGUUCUAUUUGUCUGCCUAGGAAACAUAUGUCGAUCCCCAAUGGCGGAAGGAGUAUUUCGCAACUUGGCCGAUGCAAACCCUAUCAUCGGCGAGAUCGACUCAGCCGGCACUGCUGCUUAUCACAGCCUUGAGCCCCCGGACUCCCGGACCAUGUCUACCCUUCGCCGCCAUGGCAUUACCAAGUACAGCCAUGCCGCCCGCAAGGUGACCAAGGAUGACUUCCUGCACUUUGACUACGUACUUGCCAUGGACAAAUCAAACUUGCGGGAUUUGCUCGAUGUCCGAGACUCCGUGAUUGGCUCGCGGAAGAAGACUGCAAAUACGAAGGUUGCCGAGGUGCGGUUGUUUGGUGACUUCCAUGAGGAUGGAAAGCUACAUGGCCAGGUCGGUGGUGGUGAAGUUGUGCAGGAUCCUUACUAUGGUGGUGCCAAUGGUUUUGAAGAGGUUUACCAACAGACUGUUAGGUUCUCACAAGGCUUUUUGGAAUAUGUGAAGAACAAUUCUGAUUGA
Penicillium taxi is the source of this 537-nucleotide messenger RNA. It is a transcript of the gene ltpA, whose product is annotated as tyrosine protein phosphatase LTP1. The record is from RefSeq and is a predicted model, not a curated record. The coding region runs from base 1 to 537 and encodes 178 amino acids. The transcript is spliced from 2 exons. Gene Ontology annotation, molecular function: non-membrane spanning protein tyrosine phosphatase activity; acid phosphatase activity. Lineage: Eukaryota; Fungi; Ascomycota; Eurotiomycetes; Eurotiales; Aspergillaceae. Gene Ontology annotation, biological process: protein dephosphorylation. Gene Ontology annotation, cellular component: cytoplasm.